ACCAAACUCGUUAUCUUUUGAAGACCAAGAAUGAUUGCUCUUGUGGUUGUUCUGGUUGCUACAUAUGUUGAGGUUGGUGGACAAAAGGUUUGCCUUGAAACUAAAGAAAAAGGUCAUUUAAAUCAAUUGAGAAACCAGUUAAAAGGUUUUGAAAAAACUAUCUCUGACUUGGAAAAGGGCCUUAAAGGAAAACACGUUGUGGGAAAUGAUGGCUGUAGUAAAGACUGGGACCGUUUUAGAGAUCAUUGUUACUUUGUUAGCAAACACAAGAAAAGUUGGUUUGAAGCUGAGCGUUUUUGCCGAUUAAAAGGUUCAUCUCUCGUCAACAUUAAGGAUGACAAUGAAAACAACUGGGUUAUGUCGAAAUUAAAAGAAGCUAAAGUAACCAGUGCAUGGUUGGGAGCUACUGACUGUGAUUCAGACAAGUGGAUAUGGGUGUUAGACUUUGAACCUGUAAAAUAUUUCAAAUGUCAUGGUAAUGAACCGAAUGGUGGAACUGGGGAAAACUGUUUACAGAUGUACCCAAAUUCCGAAGGGGGAUGGAACGACGCGCCUUGCAAGAUCACACUUGAUUUCAUAUGCAAGAAACAUAUUAAUGGCUGCUCACCAAGAAAACAGUGAACGAAAUAAAAUAUUUCAAAGGUACAAUGGGUGUCUUUAUUUAUAAAAUGUCCACAGGCGAAGGAUAUAUGAAUUCAUGUGUGCGAGUCAUUAAUCUAGGUUCCUGGAAUUAAUUUCCAAUUUUUAUCGGUUUAAUCAAUUAUAAGAACAUGAAAUGCCA
Molecule: messenger RNA, 781 nt
Organism: Mytilus trossulus (common blue mussel)
Lineage: Eukaryota; Metazoa; Mollusca; Bivalvia; Mytilida; Mytilidae
Product: perlucin-like protein
Exons: 6
Coding region: 31-621 (196 amino acids)
Molecular function (GO): signaling receptor activity
Source: RefSeq, a predicted model, not a curated record